UUGUCCCUUCGCGCCCCGAGCCACAUCCUGGCGCCCGGCGCCCCGCGCGGCAGCCAGCGGGGACGGUGCGCCCGGCCUUGGGCCCGAGGGUCGCCCUGCGCCCUCCCCGGAGCCCGCGCCUCGCCCGCGCGCACGGGCCGGGCUGCGUCUCGGCGCCCCGAAAGUUUUCGGUGCCGGGAGGAAGUUGAACCUUCGGGGCCUCUCGGAGAAAGCAGCCCCGGAGGCUGCGGGGGGUCCGGGUGGCCAUGGAGGAGCCCCCUCUGCGAGAGGAAGAAGAGGAGGUGGAGGGGGAGGAGGAAGAGGACGGCGAGAGGGACGAGGCCGGGCCCGAGGGGGCCCUGGGCAAGAGUCCCUUCCGGCUGACCGCCGAGGACGUGUAUGACAUCUCCUUCGUGGUGGGCCGCGAGCUGAUGGCCCUGGGCAGCGACCCCCGGGUGACACAGCUGCAGUUCAAAAUCGUGCGCGUCCUGGAGAUGCUGGAGGCGCUGGUGAGCGAGGGCAACCUGACGGCCGAGGCGCUGCGCAUGGAGAGGGACAGCCUCAGGAAGGAGGUGGCAGGGCUGCGGAGAGAGGGCCCGCCGGCCAGCGGGGAGGUAAACCUGGGACCAGACAAAAUGGUGGUUGACCUGACAGAUCCCAACCGGCCCCGCUUCACGCUGCAGGAGCUGCGGGACGUGCUGCAGGAGCGCAACAAACUCAAGUCGCAGCUCCUGGUGGCGCAGGAGGAGCUGCAGUGCUACAAGAGUGGUUCAGAAAGAAGAUGGAUGGACAGAUGGACAGACAGUGGCCUGUUUCCACCAAGAGAAGGCCCAGGAGGAAGAGAAAAAGAUGCUCUGGUUACCAGGGCCAGCAAUGCUGACAGGAACAAGGAGGAGAAGACAAUCAUAAAGAAGCUGUUCUUCUUCCGGUCGGGGAAGCACACCUAGAUCAAAGGCCGUGACUAAGCAGCGCUGCCAGACUCCAGGAGACAACCCGCCAGGCGCCUUGUAAAGCUGUCCCUGUGCCACAUGGACAUUGCUCAUCUGCUCCCGCCUCACAGCACAUGGAGGAGGGAGGUGAUGAAGGUCCCUUGGGAUCACUUUCUCCCCGGCUGCAGAACUGGACACCCUUGAAGGUGUGGCCAGGGCUCAAGUGAACCAGCAUAAAGAAUGAAGAAAGCACAAGGAAUGUGCACGGGGCCCACCUCCUGCUCCCACUUCAACACCCCCAGCUGCAGACGUGUGUGUGUGUGUCUGCGUGUGUGUGUGUG
Molecule: messenger RNA, 1249 nt
Organism: Lemur catta (Ring-tailed lemur)
Lineage: Eukaryota; Metazoa; Chordata; Mammalia; Primates; Lemuridae
Gene: RILPL2
Product: Rab interacting lysosomal protein like 2
Exons: 6
Coding region: 246-926 (226 amino acids)
Biological process (GO): cilium assembly
Cellular component (GO): cytoplasm; ciliary basal body
Molecular function (GO): protein dimerization activity
Source: RefSeq, a predicted model, not a curated record